This is a messenger RNA of Tetrahymena thermophila SB210, 819 nucleotides long. Its product is annotated as C3HC4 type (RING finger) zinc finger protein. Lineage: Eukaryota; Ciliophora; Oligohymenophorea; Hymenostomatida; Tetrahymenidae. The transcript has a single exon. The record is from RefSeq and is a predicted model, not a curated record.
AUGGAGAAACUAAAAACUUAAAUUUGGGAUAUGCUCUAUUAAAAAUGUAGUGAAGAGCAAUAAUAGUUUGUUUAAAAAUAGAUAGAUUGCUUUAAGACUUAAGACACUCCUGUAUUUAAUAUGAAAAUGUUGUAGUUUUAGCUAAAAAUAGCAUUAAUUAUGAAUUUUUAUUUGAGCUAUUUGCUAAUAGCUGAGAGAAAUAACUUAGAAGAUUUCUUUUUUAAUUAAAGUUAUAUAGGAACUGCAUGGUUUGUGAGUAUUUGCGCUCAAAAUAUAAUCAUUUUAAUUCCUAAAAUAGUCAUGAUGAUUAUGCUUUAGAUAGUACUAAAUAGUACUAGAAAUAUCGAUGAACUUGUAGUUAAUGUAGAGGAAUUCAUGAAAACAAAAGUUUAUUAUUACAAUUGCUAUAUCUCUAAAUAUAUUUGGAUAAAUUAUGGAAUAGGAGGUAUUUAUUAUGUUUUUAAUAUGGUUUUUGGUUAUGAUGAGUCAGCUUAAUAAAUAGUUUCCUUAUGUCACUUCGUCUUAUAUAUAAUGGUGGCUAGAUUAAUACUUUUUAUAGCUAAAAUUACCCUACAAUCUAAAGGAUUAUCUGAAUAAUAGCUAUAAAAUCUUAUAAAUAAAAGGUAAUCUCCAGUAACUGAAGAUUUUUGUAAAAAACACGAUGACUGUUGCUCUGUUUGUUUAGAUGAAUACUUAGUGGGAUAAAUUUCUUUAUAGUUAGAUUGCAAGCAUAUUUAUCAUUUAAGUUGUAUUAAAACUUGGUUAGUCUAAUAAAAUAAAUGCCCUUGCUGCAAUCAAUUUGCUUUUAGGGAACUAUGA